AUGCCAGCGCCGGACAGCAGCAACAUCAGCAGCAACGGCGCUUCUCAGCCAGACACCAACGGCUCUGGCGCAGAGGUGCCGGUGGCGGCACCCCCCGCGGCAGAUGUGGAGCCUAGUAGCAGCAGCGGCGGUGGCGGCAUUUGGGGCUGGAUCCGCGCACAACAGCAGAAGAGCGCGGAGCUGCGGACGCGUCUGGCGGCGCUGGGCCUGGCGGCAGUGCUGUCCUACGGCCUGUUUGAUGGCGUGUCGUACACCAUUGCGUUCAGCCUGGCCUUCUUGGGCUACGAGGCCCGCACGGGGCUCAACCCCACCCAGAACGUGGCAGACAUUGUUAAGAUCUGCAUCCUGAUGUGGGCGGGCAACAACGUGACGCGGCCCUUCCGCCUGGCCGGCGCCGCCGCCCUGGCCCCCUUCAUGGACCGCCUCAUGGAGCGGCUGCAGGGGCGGCUGGGGCUGAAGAGCAAGGCGGGCGCCUUUGCCAUCCUGGUGGCAGCCGUGGCCAUCGCGUGCUUCUCCAUCCUGGGCGGUCUCUUCUUCUCGCGCUGGGUGCAAGGCUGA
This is a messenger RNA of Chlorella variabilis, 558 nucleotides long. RefSeq lists its product as hypothetical. Bases 1 to 558 code for a protein of 185 amino acids. The transcript has 3 exons. The record is from RefSeq and is a predicted model, not a curated record. NCBI's taxonomy places the organism in Eukaryota, Viridiplantae, Chlorophyta, Trebouxiophyceae, Chlorellales, Chlorellaceae.